AUGACUGGAAGUGAAAUCGAGAAAUCAGGGUUAUUAAAUAUUUUACAAGAAAGAUCAGAUAAAUGUCGCCAGGAUAGACUAGCGUUUCAGAAACGAUCAAAUGCCUUAGAUCAUGCAAAUUACCAUCUUAUGGGAGUUCUCUUAGUAAGGCUGGAAGAUGUGGCUCUUAGCAAGCCCACUGCCAACACGUGGUGCCUGUAUCUUAGAGACUACCGAGGAAAUAAUGCAGAUGGAUCACUAUGGCGUGUGAUAUCAAAAGACAAAGAAGAACAGGCAACUAUCUCUUCAGACCAAGCUUUGGCGGAUAUUACAGGACAGAUUUAUGGUUACUGUAAUCCUACAGUCUUCUCGCGCGAUUACAGACCCGCUUAUUUAUUCUAUGGAAAUAUUGACAUGCUAGAUCAGUCGUCUUAUAGUCCUGUUGCUCAAGUUGACUCAAUUAAACAGCAACAAGCUGAAGAACAUUGUAACAAUCAGGAUACGCGUAAUAACGGUGGCACAAUCACGUUUGCAGAUUAUACCUUCGAUGAUGACGGGUAUGACCCAAAUGACUUUGGUGUGGACUAUGCAUAUUCAGCCACGGAAGCACCCAUAGAGGACGAUACAGCAUGUUAUCAUUGUGGGAAAAAAGAUGAAUUUCCGAAUAACGAUAUUUUUCUUUGUGACCUUUGUAACCAAGGCUUUCAUCAGCUGUGCGAAGAUCCACCCAUAGACAAUUCCGAAAUACAAUUGGAUCCUUGGUACUGUAGAACAUGUAGUAAAGCACAAAAUAUACCCUUACCAAACCUCCCAAGCUCAUCUACAAGAUCGCCUUGUUAUGAGACGACAACAACGUCUACAAAUAUUACAGAACAAAAAGCAAGUAUACCCUCAAUAGAACAUACCAACACUACUGCUGCUGCUCAUAACACAGCGAUUUCUUAUACAUCACCGUUACCAUCAAAUAAUAUGAGUGAAACUACUUCGAAAUACUUUUCAGUGGAAAACACAGAAGCAAGUAAAGCAGAAGUAGAUGAUAAUGGCGAUGAUAGCCUUUACAACAACCUUACAAAGCGUAAGCGAAAUGAUGAAGCUAUAGUGAAUAACCAUCCAAAUAAUAAUAGCCGUGGUAGAAAUAACACAGCACGCCGAUCGAGGCCAUUUCAAAGAAAAUUGGAUCACUUUUAA
Mycotypha africana is the source of this 1167-nucleotide messenger RNA. RefSeq lists its product as uncharacterized. Gene Ontology annotation, cellular component: nucleus. The transcript has 2 exons. Lineage: Eukaryota; Fungi; Mucoromycota; Mucoromycetes; Mucorales; Mycotyphaceae. Gene Ontology annotation, biological process: chromatin organization; regulation of DNA-templated transcription. Gene Ontology annotation, molecular function: chromatin binding; DNA binding. The coding region runs from base 1 to 1167 and encodes 388 amino acids. The record is from RefSeq and is a predicted model, not a curated record.